AUGAUCGUGUCGACAACAGACUCGAUCGCAGCUAUGUCGCAAAUCCUCUCCGCGUCUUUCGGACCCAAAAACCAAGGAUUCCAGGUGGGGCAGAAUUAUGGGUCGAUCAACACCGAAUUCCAUCUAUCGCCAGAACGACCAGAGACGCCACCACAACCGUUCGCGACCAUCCCCUUCUCCCGCGAUCCCGAUUUCGUCGACCGCGGAGACAUCCUCGACCAGAUCGACAAGCGAUGUUCCGAGCCGGCUGGUCGGGUAGCCCUCGUCGGCCUCGGCGGCGUGGGCAAGUCGCAGCUGGCCAUCGAAUACGCUCACCGGAUCGCCGUCGGGCAGCCUGACAUAUGGGUAUUCUGGGUCCACGCCGGCACACAGGCGCGCGUCGAAGAGGGCUUUAGGACGAUCGCCGACGCCGUCAAGCUUGCCGGCCGUAACCAACCCAAAGCCGAUAUCCCACAGCUUGUGUACAGCUGGCUGUCCAAUGAACGGAACGGCAAAUGGAUUGUGGUCCUUGAUAGCGCCGACGACCGCGAUGUGUUCUAUAACGCGGAUCAUGCCCACGGCGUGACUAGCAGCGAUGCGCGCGACAGGCGGCCGUUUGCGACAUACCUACCACAAAGCCGAAACGGAUCGAUUAUCGUGACCACACGCAAUAAGGACUUGGCUUUCAGGCUGACUGGCCGCCAUCAGAACAUGAUCGACGUCGGGCCGAUGGCGCAGGCCGAUGCGCUUACACUCCUGGAGAAAAAGCUGGGAUCGCUGGCAAAUCCAGAUGUGGCGGCCGAUCUCGUGGAGGCGCUCGACCUUGUUCCGCUAGCCAUCAGUCAGGCGGCCGCGUACAUCCAGGCACGGGCGCCGCGGAGCUCAGCUGAGAAAUACCUGGCUGAGUUCCGGGAAAACGAGUGUAGGAGGGUCGGGCUACUGGGGUACAGCGGCGGCGACCUGCGACGGGAUGGAUGGGCGUCCAACGCGAUCCUCACGACAUGGCAGAUAUCUUUUGACUAUAUCCGGUCGAAGCGGCGUACUGCUGCGGACCUUUUGUCGCUUAUGAGCUUCUUUGACCGACAAGGUAUCCCUGAGUGGAUUCUAGGCAACCCCGAGAUCGCAAGCGAUGCAAUGGGGCCAAGGGGUGAAGAUGCCGGAAAGUUGGAUGAUAGCGGCAGCGCCUUAUUAUGGCGAUAUUGGUCUCGAGUUCGCCGUCUAUUUCAUCGUCUGCACAACCGUCUGAGUCGCCAUCCGGCCCAUCCUACUACCGUAGACGAACCAGACGACCACAAUUGGAAUGAUAACAGCAGUAUCAUAGAUGGCGAGACAAAUGGUACCAGGGGUGAAUUCGAAGACGAUGUGGCAAUGCUAAGGGAUUACUGUCUAAUCACUACGAAUGAGGUUGGGGACGAGUUCGAGAUGCACGGGCUCGUGCAGCUAUCGAUGAGGAAGUGGCUAGAAACGUGUGGGCAGCAGGAGACGUUCAAGCAGCAGUUCAUCGAGCGAAUGGCAGCGUCAUUCCCCACAGGGGAGUACGAGAACUGGGUGAAGUGCUCGAAUCUCUUUGCACACGUUCAAGUGGCCCUUGGUUACAAACCCAGCAAAGAGACAUGCGAAAUAUGGGCGACACUUUUGCAUAACGGGGGAUGGUAUGCAUGGUCGCAAGGGAGAUAUGAAGUUGCAGAGCAGAUGCUAGGCAAGGCGAGAAAUGUUCGCAAGAAGAAGUUGGGUGCAGAGAAUCUGGCGACUCUUGCAAGUAUAUCACUAUUUGCUCUGGUCCAAAUAGGCCGCGGCCGGUGGAAGGAGGCCGAGAAGCUGUUUGUGCAGGUGAUGGAGACGAGCAAGGCCAAGCUCGGGACCGACCACCCUUCCACGCUGACGAGCAUGGCCAACCUGGCAUCGACAUACAGGAGCCAGGGCCGGUGGAAGGAGGCCGAGAAGCUGGAGGUGCAGGUGAUGGAGACGAGCAAGGCCAAGCUCAGGACCGACCACCCUUCCACGCUGACGACCAUGGCCAACCUGGCAUCGACAUUUGGGAACCAGGGCCGGUGGGAGGAGGCCGAGAAGCUGGAGGUGCAGGUGGUGGAGACGAGCAAGGCCAAGCUCGGGACCGACCACCCAGACACGCUGAGGAGCAUGAACAACUUGGCAUCGACAUUUGGGAACCAGGGCCGGUGGGACGAGGCCGAGAAGCUGUUUGUGCAGGUGGUGGAGACGAGCAAGACCAAGCUCGGGACCGACCACCCUUCCACGCUGACGAGCAUGGCCGGCCUGGCAUCGACAUUUUGGAACCAGGGCCGGUGGGAGGAGGCCGAGAAGCUGUUUGUGCAGGUGAUGGAGACGAGCAAGGCCAAGCUCGGGACCGACCACCCUUCCACGCUGAGGAGCAUGAACAACCUGGCAUCGACAUACAGGAACCAGGGCCGGUGGGACGAGGCCGAGGAGCUGUUUGUGCAGGUCAAUGUCGACACACAGAUGCUUUGGCAUUGA
Messenger RNA from Chaetomium globosum CBS 148.51, 2472 nucleotides. RefSeq lists its product as uncharacterized. The coding region runs from base 1 to 2472 and encodes 823 amino acids. Lineage: Eukaryota; Fungi; Ascomycota; Sordariomycetes; Sordariales; Chaetomiaceae. The transcript has 3 exons. Gene Ontology annotation, molecular function: protein binding; ADP binding. The record is from RefSeq and is a predicted model, not a curated record. Gene Ontology annotation, cellular component: kinesin complex.